AUGGAACUUGCGGACACAUCCGAUGAAAUCGACCAAUUGGACGUGGAGACAGCUGAAGAUCCGACAACCGAACUGGUCAGCGACGAUGCCGUGGUUGCCGAACCACGUUUGAGCAACGAAAGCGCCAACUCAACGGCUUCCUCGUCUUCAUCGUCAAAGCGGAAGUCAUUUCAACCGCAGAAGAACAUUGAAGAUGUUGAAGAACAUCCGGAUGAGGAAGAUGACGAUGAGGCCCCGUCGCAGGAGAUCCAUACCAACGAGGAAAUCGCAGCUAAGAAUGACGACAAACCAGAGACGGAGAACAGUCGGCAGUUUGACGGUCUUAGCGCGCUCCAAUCACAAUUGAAUCAACCUAACAUGAAGUUCCAUGAGAUGUUUGAAACACAAAGGAAACUUUACAAUAACAUUAUUGAACAGCAAAAGAAAUUCUUUCCACCACCGCCUCCUCCACAACAACCGACUGUCGAUCUCAUGCCUGAAAAAGCUCGAGCCAGAGACUUCACCCAGUUGGCACAAACCCUCAAGACCGAAAUCAUCGACUCAUUGUCAGGAUCGAUCGAUAAGGUGUUGAAAGAGUGGGCAGCCAACGAGAUGGCACGUCUUCAGCAAGAAGCAGCUCGACCACCAGCCGUGCCACCGAUGUUUAACACGUUGUUCCCGGCGCCAAAUCCUCUAGCGGCGCAUUUUGGCCUCAAUCCACACAGUGAGUAA
Cooperia oncophora is the source of this 711-nucleotide messenger RNA. The record is from the annotation of a GenBank genome assembly. NCBI's taxonomy places the organism in Eukaryota, Metazoa, Nematoda, Chromadorea, Rhabditida, Trichostrongylidae.